This is a messenger RNA of Mesitornis unicolor (brown roatelo), 1346 nucleotides long. RefSeq names its product ovalbumin-like. Lineage: Eukaryota; Metazoa; Chordata; Aves; Mesitornithiformes; Mesitornithidae. The record is from RefSeq and is a predicted model, not a curated record. Gene Ontology annotation, molecular function: serine-type endopeptidase inhibitor activity. Gene Ontology annotation, biological process: negative regulation of endopeptidase activity. Bases 65 to 1225 code for a protein of 386 amino acids. The transcript is spliced from 8 exons.
ACGAACAGCUGGAGAGCUGUAUUGCCUUUGGUGCUGAAGCUCGAAAGGCAAUACCGGUUUCACAAUGGCCUCCAUUGGUGCAGCAAGCACGGAAUUUUGUUUUGAUGUAUUCAAGGAGCUGAAAACCCAGCAUGUCAAGGAGAACAUCUUCUACUCCCCCAUGGCCAUCAUUUCAGCUCUGUCCAUGGUCUACAUAGGUGCAAGGGAAAACACCAGGGCUGAAAUAGAUAAGGUUGUUCACUUUGAUAAAAUCACUGGAUUUGGAAAUGCUGUUGAAUCUCAGUGCGGCCCAUCUGUGAGCGUUCAUUCUUCACUUAAAGACUUGAUCACCCAAAUCUCCAAACGAAGUGACAAUUAUUCACUCAGCUAUGCCAGCAGAAUUUAUGCUGAAGAGACAUACCCAAUCCUGCCGGAAUACUUACAAUGUGUGAAGGAAGUGUACAAAGGAGGCUUGGAAAGCAUCAGCUUUCAAACGGCUGCAGAUCAAGCCAGAGAGAACAUCAAUGCCUGGGUUGAAAGUCAGACAAAUGGAAUGAUCAAAAACAUCCUUCAACCGAGCUCUGUGAAUCCUCAGACUGAAAUGGUCCUUGUCAAUGCUAUUUACCUCAAAGGAAUGUGGGAAAAAGCAUUUAAGGAUGAAGACACCCAGACAAUGCCUUUCAGAGUGACUCAGCAAGAAAGCAAACCUGUGCAGAUGAUGUAUCAGAUUGGUUCAUUUAAAGUGGCAGUGAUAGCUUCUGAGAAAAUGAAGAUCCUGGAGCUUCCAUACACCAGCGGGCAGCUGAGCAUGUUGGUGCUGUUACCUGAUGAUGUUUCUGGUCUGGAGCAGGUUGAGAGUGCAAUCACCGCUGAAAAACUCAUGGAGUGGACCAGUCCUAGUAUAAUGGAAGAGAGGACAAUGAAAGUGUACCUCCCCCGCAUGAAGAUGGUGGAAAAAUAUAACCUCACAUCUGUCUUAAUGGCCUUGGGUAUGACCGACCUGUUCACCUCAGUGGCCAAUCUCUCUGGCAUCUCUUCAGCACAGGGCCUGAAGAUGUCUCAAGCCAUCCAUGAGGCAUUUGUGGAAAUCUAUGAAGCAGGCAGCGAAGCAGUAGGCUCAACAGGAGUUGGGAUGGAGAUUACAAGUGUCUCUGAAGAAUUUAAGGCUGACCUCUCUUUCCUCUUCUUGAUCAGGCACAACCCAACCAACAGCAUCAUCUUCUUUGGCAGAUGCAUUUCCCCUUAAAGACAAGAAAGGUGAAAGAUUCUGUCCCUCAUCGCAAGACCCAAAGCACUGCAGUAUCAAGGGUAAAAAGAAAGGCAUACUCUCUCUUUCAUCCGUACUUUCUAAAUCCAGAAAGCUUUCU